Messenger RNA from Xyrauchen texanus (razorback sucker), 4868 nucleotides. Its product is annotated as transmembrane gamma-carboxyglutamic acid protein 3-like. Gene Ontology annotation, molecular function: calcium ion binding. Gene Ontology annotation, cellular component: extracellular region. The coding region runs from base 73 to 792 and encodes 239 amino acids. The record is from RefSeq and is a predicted model, not a curated record. The transcript is spliced from 4 exons. NCBI's taxonomy places the organism in Eukaryota, Metazoa, Chordata, Actinopteri, Cypriniformes, Catostomidae.
GGAUGGAAUGGACGAGCAAUUGUAACAGUCUGGACGGUUAAAAAACCUCAGAUUGAGUUCUCUAGUGGUAGCAUGGCAGUAGCAUUCCUAGAUGGGAAGGUAGCAAACUCUCUACUGAAACGUUUUCCACGGGCUAAUGGCUUUCUGGAAGAGUUGCGGCAGGGCAACAUUGAGAGGGAGUGUGCUGAGGAGAGCUGCAGCUUUGAGGAGGCCAAUGAAGUGUUUGAAAACAAGGAGCGAACGAUGGAGUUCUGGAAGAGCCGUAGCAUCUUUACAGUGAACAGCAAUGCUGAUUCACGCUCAGAGCGCACGGACACUGUGUACAUGGUGGUGCCUCUACUGGGUAUGGCCCUUCUCAUCAUCAUCGCACUCUUCCUCAUCUGGCGUUGUCAACUUCAGAAGGCCACGCGUCGGCGUCCAGCCUACACUCAGAACCGCUAUCUGGCCAACCGAAACACCCGCAGCCUUCCGCGCAUCCUAGUGCACCGUGACCCACCCUCGCAUUUAGACUCUCAUGCCAAUGAUAGGCCUAGCACGGUGGUCAGUGGUGUGGAGAGAGGCGGAGCUUCUGUCACGACCCAAGAUGCCCAUCAUCACACUAAUCUCUCUCAGAACAAUCGCUCCUUGUAUGUACAAGAUUCGUCUUUGUCUGUAGCUUCACAUUUGUCUGGGGCGACCCCACCACCAUCGUAUGAGGAAGUCACUGGCCACUUAGAAAGCAGCAGCGAUGAGACUACUGCCCCCUACUGCGAUCCUCCACCCAAAUAUGAGGAGAUUAUUCUAGAAAAGUGAGAGCUUUCAUAAGUAGGGUCUUGUAAUGGUAUGGUUCGCCACCAGAUUUUGGGGAACAUUUGAUGUGACGCACCUGUUCCCAAUCACUUAACCUAAUGUGGGUCUCACGCAGUGUGCGCGGGCUACGUUUUUGACCUCUCAAAUUGUCGUUAGCAGUUGCCUUUUGUUGUUGAUCGGUAUGUGGACUGCACAGGUAAAUGUGGUCAUUUUUAUGAAAUUGCAUCCCCAUAGUUGCAUCUUCUGCCUUCACAUUUGUAUGACAAAUCUCACCUCUGUCCUUGCACCACUUCACUUCUCCUUUGACCUUUCACACACCAAAGCAUGAUCCUCAUGAAUCUGGCUUCAGCUGCUACUAAUGAAGUAGAAAAUGUAUAAAAGGAAGUGAGGAAGAGAUAUAUCCCUUACUGAGAGUUGCCAAGCUUCCUUUGUGCUGAAUCAUAAUUGGAUUGACAAGUCAGGUAUCAAGAUUCAAAGUCUGCUAGCAAUGAAAGGAGAAUUCACGUGAUUUGCCAAUCCUAAUUGGUGUAUCGUAGGAAUGAUCAGACAGUCAGUAUGAUUUAAAAAUGUCAUGUAAACGCUGUAGUUAAACCAGAAACGUACCAGUCAAUUUUUUGCAAUGUCGGACUACACAUAAAACUCACCGUUGCUCGAACUGGGCAUGUAAACAUGCUGAGUCCAGAUAAAUAUACAAAAAAAUAUUUUUAGAGGAGAUGUUUAUCAGACGUACUGCUAUCAGUGUGGAUCCUGUCCUCAUCAUGUUUAUAUUAUUCAAUGAUUUCAUAAGCAGUGUUAAUUUCGAAGACAUUUACGUAAAACGUAAGCCCUGUGAAUUCUUAUACCAGCAAAAUGAUCCAUGCCAACAUUCAUAGAAUUAGUAAUACAAGUCACAUGUAAAUUGUAAAUAACAAUGACAAGUAGAGCAAAAUGAAUACAGUAUCCAAAUCACAUUAAUGUGAAAUUGAGGAUGAAAAAGACAUUGUGUAAUAUUACUUGUCAAAAAUGCACAUCAUAUAUGCACACUUAGGCAAUUUUCUUGUUUACAGACUCAUUCACAAAGAAAUUUAAAUAGAAUGUAAUUCGUUCCUUACAGGUUUUAUACACAGAGGGUCACCUCUGAGUACAACUCAAUAUAGGCCUUAGAUACAUCAGUGGUAACACUUUGCAAUAAUGUUCCAUUAAUACAUUAGGUAUCAUGAUCAACAAUUAUAUUUUACAGCAUAUAUUAAUCUUGGUUAAUGUUAGUUAAUAAAAAUACAAUUGUUCAUUGUUAGUUCCUGUUAGUGCAUAAUGCAUUAAAUAAUUUUUAACAUAUACAGCUUUUUAUUUGUAAAAUGUAUCAGUAUAUGUUGAAAUUGACAUUAACCAAGAUUAAGAAAUGCUGUUAAAUGAUUGUUCAUUGUUAGUUCAGGUUAUCUAAUAUAGUCAGCUAAUGUUAACAAAUGGAACCUUAUUGUAAAGUGUUAGCAAAUCAAUAGUCUUAUCAAAAUGUCUGCUCAGCAGUUAUUAGCAUGUUGUGGUUAUUGAAAGAUUUGACCUCAAAUGCUGUGCUCACGCAAUCACUCUUUCCCAAGACACAAAUGCACAAAAACUCGCACGCGUGCACACACACAUACAAAAAAAACAUAGUUGGGGGCCCAAUCAUUAAAUAAUACAACAUUCCAGGCCCUUAUUUUCUGCUUUUUUCUCCCCCUCUUUCACAGACUGUUUACAAUAUGUUGUAUUACUCUUUAUAUAAUGGCUUGAGAAACUGUGUGAAUUUGCAUAAAGCAUUCUGUGGCUUUUGACAUCAUCACCAGGUGCUAUACUGUACUUGUAAUGCUGCUUGUUCUCACCUUGUUUUUCCCUCUCACUAUCUGCUUGUGUUUGUAGAUCUCUGUGACAUAUAGCUUAUGCUCAUACCAGUCAACCAAACUGCCCAUCUAUUACAUGUGGCUGAAUCAUGUAUUCCAGCUCAGGUUUAAGCCAGUGAACUGCUGCCAUUGCAGUAAAUGUGUAAAUAAUCUCUCAAACUGCCAACCUUCGGGUGACUGGGCCAUGUUGAUGGACUGGUAUUUGGAGUGAGCAUUGCUCCCAGUAUUACUGUAUCAGUUCAAUACACAUGCAAAAUAGACUUUGCAAAAGUAUCAGAGUUGGGCAAGCCCUAAAACUUAUGAAGCCUUAAAUAAGAUAAUGAAUGUUUAUGAUUUGAUAAUGCUAAAAAAAAAACUAUUACCAAAUGCUAAAGGUAAAAAAAAAAAACCACACACAAAAAAACAUCAGUAGCCAAUUAUUUAAAUAGAUAGUUCACCCAUUCUCUCACCCAUAUGCUGUUCCAUACGUCAUAUGGAGUUUUAGAACAACAUGAGGGUGGGUAAAUGAUGACAUAAUUUGCAUUUUUGGAUGAGCUGUCCUUUGCACAAAUGCUUAUCCAGGCAAUCAGAUGAAAUAGACAGAAUGGAUUGAAUACAUCAACAAGCACAGUAUUUGAAGGAUGAAAUGGGGAAGUUGGGUUCGACUGAAAUGACUGUGCGCUUGAUCUCAGAUCUUUAACAAUGGAGGAUACAAAACCCAGGAUGUGUAGUCAAACUGCUAACUCGGCUUGGAUUGGGUCUCUGCUCACGUCUCAUGGGCCUCUUACCCAGCUGCAACGAUCAAUCCUAGAAUGCCCUGACAGGCUGUCUUCUGCACUGAUGGAGCAGACUCUACAUUGAAAAUGGCUGGCACAAACUGCAGAUCAGGUUCAGGCAUGGUUGCUGUUGAAAGAGAAAUAGAAAUGAAUGUCAGGACUCUAUGUUGCAGUGCAAAACGAAGCAACAGGUUUCUGAUAUAACAGUAUGUCAGAGGUAGCAAGAUAUGGAGGUAAUCUCAAGUGUUGUUUAUCUUCGUGUGUUAUUUUAGACCAAGAUAAAAUUGUAUGUAUGAACAAAUGUGUCAGGGAAUAUGUGUGUUAGUGUGUAUAUGUGUUUAUAUCUAUGCCUGUUGCCAGCACCCAUGUUCCUGUCUAGCGUUUUCUCUAGGAAGAGUGUGCCACAGGCUUUGGUUUAUAUGCUGAAUAUGUUCUUUUAAUAUACCCAAUACCAAAACAUAAUGCACCAUCGCCAAAAUGCAUGAUUUUUCAUACAUUUUAUUUCUGCAGUUUUCUAUUUGUAUGUAGAUAUAUACAUUAUUCACUGUGGCUCUGUUACCUUGAUACACAGCUGGUUACACCAAUUUUGUAUUUUCAUUUUAAAUACAUUUUAACAACAUAAGCACUACGGUUACUGUAAUUCAUAAUGAUAUGGCACAAUUGUACAUUUGGGUAUGUCUUGUAUCAAAUGUUCCUCCUCAUAGGCAUCAUGGCAAUUUCUUUACCAAAUGUAUAUAUUCAAAUAUCCAUUUAGUUUGAAUAUAAAUACAUUUAAUCAGAUCUGUGGCACACACACCAGUCAAUUACAUAAUAGUAAGCUGAUGCAUGAAUUAAUUUUGAUUAUUAUAUUUUUAUUUUGUCAUAUUGUAAGUAAUAUUGUGAGCAAUUCAUAUUAAGCUUCAUAAUUGUUUGUAAAAACAAUUUUAAACAGCUUACUUUUAUUCAUGUUAAGUUUUUUGUGUUUUCAGAUACAGGCUUGUUAAAAGGUCUAUCAAUGAAUUAUCUCACCCAAAGAAAUGUGCUUUUUAGAGAGUUUAUGAGGUUUUAGUUUGCGGUUAAUAAGACCAUAGACUUGAAAAGCAUUCAAAAGUAUUUGGAGUCUUCCGUAUCAUAUCCAUAUUAAGCUUUUUCUGUAAAUCUUUCUCACAUGGAUCUUUCCAAUGAGAUUCAUAUUUGAAUUUUUUUUUUCGCUCUGUCACAAACAAUAUUUUAUGCUUAAUCUAAAAUUAUAUAUGCUUCAUUUGAUCAUAUCAAAAUUUACAGUAAAAUUAUUUUUGAUUUAUCACAUUAAAUAUACUUAAAACUGAAAUGUGGAUUUAGUCAUGAUUUAUAGCCAAACAUUCAUAUUUUUAUCUAAGAAGGGAUAAACAUACUUUUUACAUGUUUUAAUUUAACUAUGUGUAACUUUUUUGCAUUCCCCCAGAAUACACUGUUACCUGAAUGUUUCAAGUGCCAUUUUUAUUUAAUUUUA